Molecule: messenger RNA, 2211 nt
Organism: Tinamus guttatus (white-throated tinamou)
Lineage: Eukaryota; Metazoa; Chordata; Aves; Tinamiformes; Tinamidae
Source: RefSeq, a predicted model, not a curated record
AGUAGCUGGCUGAGCGUGUCUCUGGCUGCAAACUCCGCCAAACAAGCCUGCAUCCUCCUCCAGGGAAGGAUACCCAGAAGCGAUGAAAUUUCCAAUCGAGACUCCAAGAAAACAGGUGAACUGGGAUCCUCAAGUUGCUGUUCCCUCACCAGUGCCAGCUUGCGAACCCAAGCCCAAAACCAACGGGCAUUACCCGGCUCCACGACUCUCCGUUUCCUCCCGAGCAACUGUUGUCGCCAGCAUGGAAGCCCCUUCUCAGGGCCUGCAGACAGUCAUGAAAUGGAAAACAGUAGUGGCCAUUUUCGUUGUGGUUGUGGUUUACCUGGUGACUGGAGGACUUGUCUUCCGUGCCCUGGAACAGCCUUUUGAAAGCAGGCAGAAGAACACGAUAGCAUUAGAGAAGGCUGACUUCCUUCGGGAACACGUUUGUGUAACCCAGCUAGAACUGGAGACGCUCAUUCAGCAUGCUAUUGAUGCUGAUAAUGCUGGAGUCAGUCCCAUAGGAAAUUCUUCUAACAAUAGCAGUCACUGGGACCUUGGAAGUGCCUUUUUCUUUGCUGGAACAGUCAUCACAACAAUAGGAUAUGGGAACAUUGCCCCAAGCACUGUCGGAGGCAAAGUUUUCUGCAUCUUGUACGCCAUCUUUGGGAUUCCACUGUUUGGCUUCUUGCUGGCUGGGAUUGGAGACCAACUUGGAACCAUCUUUGGGAAGGGUAUUGCAAGGGUGGAGAAAGUUUUCAGAAAAAAGCAAGUGAGCCAAACAAAGAUCCGGGUGAUCUCUACCAUCCUCUUCAUCCUGGCAGGCUGCAUCGUCUUUGUGACCAUUCCUGCAGUUAUCUUCAAACACAUCGAGGGCUGGACAGCCUUGGAGUCCAUCUACUUUGUGGUUGUCACUCUGACUACUGUUGGCUUUGGUGAUUUUGUAGCAGGAGGAAAUGCUGACAUCCACUAUCGGGAAUGGUAUAAACCCUUAGUGUGGUUCUGGAUCCUUGUUGGCCUUGCCUAUUUUGCUGCUGUCCUGAGCAUGAUUGGAGAUUGGUUAAGAGUCCUGUCCAAGAAGACAAAAGAAGAGGUUGGAGAAAUAAAAGCCCACGCAGCUGAGUGGAAAGCGAAUGUAACAGCUGAGUUCAGAGAGACACGGAGGCGACUCAGCGUGGAGAUCCAUGACAAACUUCAGCGGGCAGCUACCAUCCGCAGCAUGGAGCGCAGGCGCCUGGGCCUGGACCAGAGGGCCCACUCCCUGGACAUGCUCUCUCCAGAGAAGCGCUCUGUGUUUACUGCCUUGGAAACGGGGCGCUUCAAGGCCUCAUCUCAGGAAAGCAUCAACAACAGGCCUAACAACCUGCGCCUUAAAGGGUCAGAUCAACUCAACAAGCAUGGGCAGGGGGCAUCCGAGGACAAUAUCAUUAACAAGUUCGGAUCGUCGGCCAAGAUGACCAAAAGGAAAAACAAAGAUCUUAAAAAGACCAUCCCUGAGGAUGUGCGUAAAAUUUAUGAGACCUUCCGAAACUACUCCUUGGAUGAAGAAAAAAAGGAAGAAGAGACAGAGAAGAUGUGUAAUUCUGAGAACUCUUCUAGCACCACAGUCCUAACCAACUGCAUUCAGCAGCACUCGGACCUGGAGAACGGAAUGAUCCCCACAGAAACCAAAGAAAGGGAACAUGAAAACAAAGCAUUACUUGAAGACAGAAAUUAAAUGUAAGAGAUGCUUGACUUGAAUAAACAAUGCUAAUGUUUUUAUAUACAUAUAUAUAUUGAGACACGUGCCUUAUACAGACUCCUUAUUCAGUCUGAAUUAUAUAGCAUCGAAGAAUAUUUCACUGUGCCAUAAAGACUCAAGCUUGCUCUGCCAAAACAAAUCAGGAACACAGCAUUGCAGAAUGGCAAAAGAAAGCUACGCACAUGGAAAUUUCAGCCUGUAUAAGAUUACCAGGGUAAGACACAAAGGAAGAGCCUGAACAACGGCAGUACCACCAGAAUGCUGCUACCAUGGCAUGACAUUAGACAAAGGGCAGCUAUGUAAGAAGAACCUUUCAGAAGAAUGGAAAAGAUCAUGUCUUUUAAAUGAAGUAUGUACAUUAAGCCUUCCCCUGGUGAUUAUAAAGAGGAGAAAUGUUUGGAGUUAACUAGAAACUUUCAGUAAGGAUUAGUUUACGUUUUGGCACGUGAUCCAAGCUAGAUUUUUUUUCUUUUCAUUUUUGAAUCUGAUGC